AUGUCAAAUGUCAAUCAAUGGCAAGCAGAACUUUUAGCAGGAGUAGAGGUAAUACCAAAUACUGGAGCAGUACCGGCAACAUUAACAAUCCGAAACCCACAAGCUUAUUCCAUAAUACCAGGACCAAACAGUGAAAUAUGGGUAGCAGCCGUCGAGAUUGGAAGAGGGCGGGUACUAGUAGUUGGUCAUGAAGGUUACCUUACUGAUUUCACCAAGGUAAAUAGCAAAGAAGUUCUUGCACAACUACACUUGAACAUAAAAUUAUGGCUUACACGAGGUCAAUUUAAUAACAACCGAGAAAUUGGAAUUCUGGGCAAUCCACAUGUGUCUAGGAACUCACUCCCACGAUUCAAGAUCUUAAUUUGGAAUGGAGCAGAUGAUACACAAGUCUCAUCAGACGAUCUUCUUCAGUACGUUCACGGUGGAGGCAGUGUUGUUCAUUGUGCGUGUGCUUGGGGCUGGCUGCAACUACGUCCCGAUAAGUCUCUGAAUGAUAUGCCAUUUAAACAUUUUUUGGAUAAUAUCGGCAUUUCUUACAAUAAUGCAGCAGUAUUUCUUCCUGAAGAAGGUCUUCCAAUUGCCCAUCUUGUGCCUUCAAAUAUUCAAUAUAAGAAGUUGAAUCAAGCAUCACAACCAGCAUUGAGUUGUCAAAUUAAUGAUCGGAGCGCAGAUCAAUGGCGACAAGAAAUAUUGCGAGGAGUGUCCAAAAUUCCACAUACUGGCGCUGUUCCUGGAAGUCUUGUAGUAUUUGGAGAUUCUUGUCGGGCCAUUCUCUCUGGUACGAACCCCAUUGACGUCUGGAUAGCUGCAGCUGAAUUGGGCGAGGGGAGAGUUAUGGUUGUUGCUCAUGAAGGGUAUUUAGCACAAUUUAAUGGUCAACAUUCAGAUGGAAACCUACAAACUCUUCAUCGUAACAUGAGAAACUGGUUAACUCGUGCAAAUAAUCCAGAAGUAAUUUAUGCAGACUCUCGUAAAAGACCGUUAAAUCCAAAAAAUGGAACGAUUCUUGUUUGGUCAGGACAAAACAAUGUAUCGUUUACAAAUGAUGAAGUUCUUAAUUUCGUUAUUUCUGGGGGCGCUUUUGUACACACGAUGUGUCCAUGGGGCUGGCUAAUGGGCCAUAAAGGAAAAUCGUUUGAUGAUCAACCAUUCGAUCCGGUUUUAGAUGCUGUUGGCAUAGGGUAUACCAAACGAUACGUUGAGAUACCAGCAGAUGGAUUAGAUGUUCAAUCGUGCUGUUCUUCUGAGCAAUGCCAUCUUGGACGAGCCGUUGACGCUAGUAUAGGUGACGCCCGUGCCUUGUCACAAGUUGGAGAAUCGCUUCAACUUCUUUCGGAACUGACAGAUAAGAAGUUGCACAUGUUUUCAGGAAAAUUGAGUAAAUUGUCUGGAGUUUUGGAAUCGACUGACAUCGAUUAUGUUCCUUCUGAGCAUUGUCCUGUGAAAUCGUCUGAAGGAAAGGCUUUGAUUGGUCUCUGUGAGACGCUGAAUAAGAUGGGAAAAGUCAAUCAAAUUUUACCUGGUAUUGCUAAUUUUCCUGGUGAUUUUGAAAGUACACCAUCAAAGACUUCUGUUACUUUGACUUUAUCAUCCUACCAAGAGGAUGUCCACCCAACGGGUUAUUAUGUUCAGGCUGGUGAUUCUUUAGCAGUUUCCGUCUUGUCUCAGAAUGGUAAAGGUUGGACAGUUCAGAUUGGAGCUCACUCAGAUUGCUUGUCUGGACAAUCAGAACUGAAACGAUGGCCGAAUGUUGUAUGUUGUAAGCCAUUAAACGAGCAGUGUACUAUUGUAAAGGCGACGUUUGGUGGAUUGGUGUAUUUUACAAGUCCAAGUAAUCAACAGUCAAUCACUGUACAACUAGAUAAUGUGAUACAGGCGCCAUUAUUUGACUUAACUUUACCAACGACAAUAGAGCAAUGGAAUGGAAGACGACAAGCACCAGGUCUGUGGGCCGAUAUCUGCAGCGAGUUCCUUAUAAUAACACUGCCAUCUAAAAGUAUAAGGAACUUAGACGGACCAGUUUCAGUCAUGAAGAAAUGGGAUGAAGUUCUUAAAGCACAUUUUCAUCUGAAAGGAAUUGAUAUUCGAAACCACAGAAAGCAAUGGCUGGUUACAGAUGUCCAGCCAUCAGCUGGUUACAUGCAUAGUGGAUACCCAGUUGUUACUCAUCUAGAUGUUGCAAAUCCUUCUCAUGAAUUUUUUCUUCUUAAUUCACAUAAUUUAAACACAAAAGGUUCAUGGGGAGUAUUUCACGAGUUUGGGCAUAACAUGCAGGAAGGUGUUUGGACAUUUCCAGGAACGACAGAAGUCACUGUUAAUAUUUUCACUCUCCAUGCUAUGGAUACAUUGAUAGGUAAAAGACCAAUUGUACACGAAUGGUUACAAAACCAAAUGAGCAAUGCCAAGAGAUACCUAUAUCACAACGACCAAAACUACUCUCAUUGGAAGUCAGACCCUGGUAUUGCUCUUUUUAUUUAUGCGCAGAUAGCACAUCAUUUAGGCUGGGGUGUAUUUAAAGAGGUCUUCAGGAGAUACGGAAGAAUGAAUCCUUCGUCUUAUCCAAACAAAGAGAAUGACCAAAUUGAUCUGUGGUAUACUUUACUCUCCGAAGUUUCGCAACUUAACCUUGCUUCUUUAGUAGAUUUCUGGAAAAUACCACUGUCUGACAAAGCCCGAAGAGAAAUGAGUAAAUUUCAGCCUUUCCUACCAGAUGAUGACGUGAUGCGGAUGGCUCCAGAGCGAACACAUAUGAUCCUGGCGAAAUACCAUAGUAAUUGCCUCAGACAACCAGCGUACAUUGUAAAAGAUGACUUCAACACAGAAUUAGGCCCAGUUCCACCCAUGCCUCGAUUACGUUGCCUUUAA
This is a messenger RNA of Lottia gigantea (owl limpet), 2865 nucleotides long. RefSeq lists its product as hypothetical. The record is from RefSeq and is a predicted model, not a curated record. The transcript has a single exon. NCBI's taxonomy places the organism in Eukaryota, Metazoa, Mollusca, Gastropoda, Lottiidae. Bases 1 to 2865 code for a protein of 954 amino acids.